AUGGAGAGCUUUGUCGUGCCGUCCCUUUCGGUGGGGGCCGUGCCCCGUGGCACCGGGAGGGGUGGCCUGGAGCCCCCCUGCCCCUGGGGCCCCGGCAGCCUGCCCGGAAUCCCGAAGGCUGUGGGUGCUGCCUCCAGCAGCGCCAGCUCGCCCCCCCCAGCGCUGCCCCCGUGCCUGUGCAGCUCCGCGUGGGACAGCCCCACCUGGCCGCAGGCCGCAGCCUCGCCGGGCAGCGAGCUCCCCGCUCGCACCAUCUACCGGCCCUGGUUCUCACCGUACAGCUACUUCAUCUGCACCGCAGCAGCCUCCAAGCAGCACCUCUCCUCCGGCCUGGCCAUCGGCGCCCAGGAGCCAGAGGAAGCCGACAACCUCUCGGAGACCAUCUGCUCUUCCUCCUGCUCCUCGGAGGAGCCGCGGCCCUCCCAACAGGGCCGGCAGAACAGCAGCAGGGUGAGCAUCACCGUGCGGGACAUCCUCAGGGCUGCGCGGGGGCAGCCGGUGCCGCAGCACGGCUACAAGUGCAGGGCGUGCUGCCGCGUCCUCCCCACGCUCUGGGCGCUCAAGACCCACAUCCAGCACAGCUCCCAGGAGGGCUACAGCUGCAAGGCGUACUACCGCAAGCUCAAGGUCCUGCUGGAGAAGGAGCACCAGGCGCAGGAGGCCGAGGCCCCCCCGGCACCCGAGUAG
This is a messenger RNA of Cygnus atratus (black swan), 687 nucleotides long. RefSeq names its product spermatogenesis associated 46 (gene SPATA46). Gene Ontology annotation, cellular component: nuclear membrane. The record is from RefSeq and is a predicted model, not a curated record. The transcript is spliced from 3 exons. The coding region runs from base 1 to 687 and encodes 228 amino acids. Gene Ontology annotation, biological process: fertilization. Lineage: Eukaryota; Metazoa; Chordata; Aves; Anseriformes; Anatidae.